This is a messenger RNA of Penicillium malachiteum, 999 nucleotides long. RefSeq names its product putative short chain dehydrogenase/oxidoreductase. The transcript is spliced from 2 exons. Lineage: Eukaryota; Fungi; Ascomycota; Eurotiomycetes; Eurotiales; Aspergillaceae. Bases 1 to 999 code for a protein of 332 amino acids. Gene Ontology annotation, cellular component: intracellular anatomical structure. Gene Ontology annotation, molecular function: oxidoreductase activity, acting on NAD(P)H, oxygen as acceptor. The record is from RefSeq and is a predicted model, not a curated record.
AUGUCUUUCUCAUUAUCUCGAGUCCUGAACCCUGCUCGCACUCGCUUCGCCGGUGCUUCAGUGAUUGCCCCCAAGGUGCUGGCAUCGUCUUCCACUCGCCUCUACUCAAGCACCAAGAAUGUAUUCAACCCCCACGAUAUCCACAAGGUCUCGCACAACCCGGAUCACAUCCAAACCAAGCUGCCUUCCAAGAAGGAAUUGCGCAACGCAAAGCGUUUCCGCGAGUUCGAUAUCGAGGGUCGUGUUUACGCUAUCACCGGUGGUGCUCGUGGUCUUGGACUAGCUAUGGCGGAAGCUAUCAUUGAAGCCGGUGGCAAGGUUUACGCACUUGAUCGCCUCGAACAGCCCGGUGCCGAUUUCCUCGCCGCAAAGAGCCAAGCCGAGAACGAAUAUGGUGGUCUGCUGGAGUAUAUCCAGAUCGAUGUCCGCAACCAUAAGGAAGUCGAGAACACAUUCGCCAUGAUCGGUGCCCAACAUGAGCGUCUGGAUGGUCUCAUUGCUGCCGCUGGAAUCAAUCAUCUCCAAUCUGCUCUCGAUUAUGACCGCGCUGCUCUCGACGAUGUGAUGUCUAUCAACUAUAAUGGUGUCUUCAACUCUGCCACUGCUGCCGCUCGCCAGAUGUUCAACUACCAGCAGAAAGGCUCCAUAUUGCUCGUUGCUUCGAUGAGUGGUUUGAUCGCGAACAAGGGUAUGACCUCUCCUGUUUACAACUCUUCCAAGGCGGCAGUUAUUCAGCUUGCGCGCUCUCUCGCUAUGGAAUGGGGUCGUCACGGUAUUCGUGUGAACUCACUUUGCCCCGGUCACAUCAUCACUCCUAUGGUGGAGGGUGUCUUCCAACAGAACCCUGCUGCGCGUGCAACUUGGGAGGCGGAGAACAUGCUUGGUCGUCUUGCGCUUCCUGAAGAGUUCCGUGGCUGUGCUCUAUUCGCUCUGUCCGAUGCCUCGAGCUUCAUGACCGGUAGCACCAUGUUGAUCGAUGGUGGUCACACUGCCUGGUGA